UUUCCGCCGAGUGGCGUCGUAAGCACGGUCGCGCGGGCCGCAACCAUCGUGUUCUGGGCCGGCUUUGUUGAGCAGAUGCUUCAAGAUUGCGUGUGCCAUGCGUCAAGUCAAACACAUUUGUUUUUAGCGGCCUUGCGAGGGGAUGUUUAAACAGUCUGAAAACUCCAAGCCGCCCGAAGGCGGCAACACCCAGCUUCGUCAGAGCACGUCUGGGAAUCCGUUUGCAUUGACUGUUUCGGCCGCAUUCUCGUCGGAUGCCUCGACAGUAGUGAGUGGUGGUCCGGCAGCCUCGACCCAAAGUUCAUUUGGGAAUGCAAACAAGCUUAGCUUCGGCGCCAAGUGGGAUUGCUCAGCAACCACGGCACCCAUUUUCACCUUUGGAGGCUCUGCUGAAAUGUCGUGCAGUGCAAGCCAGAGUGGGUUCAAAGCAGAACAAGGCCUCUACGGAAUGGCAGAGCUUGGAACCAAGGCAGAACAGCCGUUCAAGCUGCCAUUUUCGUCAUCCGGGGCUGCUACCUUGUUUGGGAAUGCUGCGCUCGGCUCGCCACCUCCUUCAAAUGAGGCAACAAUGUCGUCAUUCAGUGGUGUCGCUACGUCCCAGCCAGUCCUGUAUGGCAACAGUGGAAACACACCAACUGGAAGCUCAGCUGUGUUUGGCCAGAGGAGCACAUUUUCAAGCACCCAAGCUCCUCAUAGCACCACUGCAAUUGAAGAGCCGAAAAAAAUGUCCCAGUCAAACAUUUUUGGAAACACAAAGGAGGUGUGUGAUGCUGGACAGACGGGUGAGAAUGCUGCCUUCUACUUAGCUUCCUCGCUGCAGGUCAAGACUGGCAUGUUUGCCAACUUGCAAAAACUGCCACCAGCCAUGAGCUCCGUGCCACCUAGCGUGUUUGGGGUGCAGAAGCCGAGCGAGGUGACCUCUGGAACAGCAGGCAUUUUUGGCAGUGAAUCUGCCACUCUCGCAGUGCAGCCGACGGUUCGGCCCCUUUUUGACAACAUUGUAGAAAAGGACAAGACCUCCGAGGAUGCACACCAGCCUACCGAAAAGGUUGGCUGUGUGCAGCCAUCGUGUCAGCAAAGGAGGCAUGGCACCAAGGUGACUGCGACGCCCGAGGAGAUCAGCGUAUUGACCACAUUGCUGUGCAAUCAGGUGCCUGCAGAGCUCAACGAUCGCGAAGUGCUGCUCGAGCACUUUGCCCAGUUUGGUCGGGUCGAGCGCAUCAUCUGCAACCUCAAACGCAAGUGUGCUACCAUUCAUUUCACCGACCACCAUUCCGCGGAGUUGGCAAAGAAAAGAGGGACCACCAUCUCCAAGCAGUUUCCCCCCGUGGAAAUUUUCUGGUGCUCAAAGAGGCGACCUUCUGGUGUGGGUGACAUUCCCCUAUGCAGUUCAAGCACAGAGGUUGAACUUGCCAAGCCCCGUGUCCUGGAGAGACCUCGAGCAAGCAGCGCAACACGGCGGGUCCGGUCGCAGCUGGACCGAGGCUCCAAACGAACGACAGCCUCACAUGUCAAGGCUGGCGAGAGUGCCGACAACCCGGUGGUGGCCAAGACCCACCAUGCAGAGGAAUCCCUGUCGUCGCUACUCAGGCAGUCUGCACACAGCGUGGGAGAACGCUUUCGAGUGCUUGAUGCGCGGGACAAGAUCAUUCGGCUGCGGUUGGAGAAGCAGAGCGACCUGGCCACCGCACGGGCCACCAGGGGCGCCUGCCCCGACAUGUGCCCCGAGAAGGAGCGCUACUCGCGCACCGACAAGAAGUGCCUCUCCUCUUUCGAGAUCCUCCCCGGCAGUGAUGGGGUGAUGGACCACACGCGUAUGGUCAAGGAGUACAGCCGCUCCUCUGCUGACCAGGAAGAGCCCCUAGCUCACGAACUGCGGCCACCCCACGUGCUACGACACACCAUGGACUACCUGCUGGUUCACCUGAUGGACUCUGCCUCCGGCACAGCGCCAGCCAUGGGAGAGUGGUACGACUUCAUCUGGAACCGGACACGGGCCAUCCGCAAGGACAUCACGCAGCAGCACCUGUGCGAUGAAGUGUGCGUAGCUCUGGUGGAGCAGUGUGCGCGCUUCCACAUACACUGUGCUGCUGCCCUCUGCGAGGAGGACAUGUCAGCCUUUGACCCUAAGAUCAACAAUGAGAACCUGGUCAAGUGUCUGCAGACGCUCAAGCACUUCUACUACGACCUCUCCCUGCGCGGGUUGCGCUGUCCAAAUGAGCCGGAGUUUCGGGCAUACGACGUGCUCCUGCAUCUCACCGAGGGAGACACCAUCAGGCAGGUACAGAAGCUGCCUGCCUGGGUGCGCUGGUCGGCCGAGGUGAAGCGUGCGGUGGCUGCAUUUGCAGCCCUCAACAGCAACAACUAUGUGCGCUUCUUCCGGGUGGCGGCCCAAGCACCCUACCUGGCGGCCUGCCUCCUGCACCGCUACUUUGGACAGGUGCGCCUACGCGCCCUCCAGACCUUCCUCAAGGCCUUCUGCCAGCCCAACCACAGCGAGGAGUUCUCGCUGGAGGUGUUGGGGCGGCAGCUGGGCUUUGAUUCAUCAUCCGAGGUGCGCGUGUUUGCAUCCGCCCUGGGACUGCGCACGAGUGAGCAGGCUCUGCUGCUGGACCGUGCCUCCCAGAUCCAGCCAGAGUUGAUGGGUGCCCUGCCAGUGGGGCGCUCCCAGGCGCUCGUCGAGUCCAAGCGCAUCACCUCGGUAGGAGAGGUGGUGAACGGGGGUCCCCUGCCUCCAGAUCCCCAGGAGAAAUACCAGCCACAUGACAGCUUCAUGCUGGAUGGCACGCUACGCCCGGCAGCCUAUGACGCCACUGACCAAGUCCUGAAAUGCUGGGGAGAGAGUACACAGAAGGAGCAAGAGCCUGCCCCAGAGGUGGAACGACAGCCAGAGCCAGAGCCAGAACCAGGGCCAAUUGCAUACCCUGAUGAGGUGAUCGAAGAAGUGCUGCAUGCGUUGGUCGAGGGUGUGGUGCACCACGAGCUGGAGGCCCUGGGGCAGGACCUUGUGCUCACCAAGGUGGCUGAGCUGACAGCCACGGCCCUGCUCGAGGAAGAGACACACCAGCUCUCCAAGGUGGCUUGCCGGGAAGAGUACCUCCGUGCAGAAGAGCAACGUCUGCAGGAGAAGCUGCUGGCCAAGAGACAGGCGCGAGAGGAUGAGGAACAGGCACGAGAGCAGCUUGCAGCUGAGAUCCUGCGCGAGGGCCUGGAGAGUGAGACGGAGGACCUCUGCAGGGGCUGCCACGGUGAGGCCCUGGGCCGGUGGCAGUGGGCCCAGAGUCAGCUCAUCCUGGCGAGCCUGCUGGACGAAGUGCCCCUGGAGGAAAGCAGCCGUGCGGCCAGGGACAGCCUGGCCGAGGAAUGGGCACAGCACGAAGACAACUGCAAGCGGGCCGACCUCUUUCGCCGUCACUCCCUACUGGCUGCAGCAUUUGCUCGCUGGGUGGAGUUCUGCGAACGAGAGAAGCGCCAGAGGAGAGCCCGCGAGAGCUUCCCUGCAGCUCCCAGCAUGCGGUGCAACCUGACUGAUCCCAGCCUCAAACUGGAGCCAUCGCUGCCCCACAAGAGGGCCAGGAUCAGCUGGGACUGCCUGUCCAAGGGGCUCGACGCAGGUGUGCUGAUGAGUGCCCUGACAGAAGAGCUAGAGCGAGCCCCACUAGACCUGGACCAGCUGCUAAGGUACAUCAGCACUGAACAGCAUGAAUUCCCAUUCAAGUUGGUCGUGUGUCUUCCAUCGGCCAACUGUGUGCAUUCGUACAAGGCACAGCAGACCGUGUCCCGUGUGCGCUGCAAGCUGGGUUGUCUGCCUCAGCUGGAAGAUGCCAAGGUGGAAACCAUAGCCAGCCGGCAAGGCAGUGCCACACCCUUCUGCCUGACGGUUGUGCACGGGGGUGACUUCUCCUCCGAGGGAUGGGACUCUGCCGGAAGGCCUCGGCUACUGUGGGGCACAUCUGCUCUGCUGCUGCUGCUUGUGGAUGCAGAUGAACCCAAGGACCAGUUGGAGAGGAGGCUGGCAGAGACCUUGAGGGACGCUUCGAGGCUGCGCCCAGUGCCGUGCGUGUGCGUGGUGGACCUGGCAGACCCGGCUGUCAUUGGGAAUGUCGUGGAAGAGGGCCACCUCCGAGGGCUGCUUCCCCAAGUGUGGCGCAUCUUCUCCUGCAGCCGAGGAAAGGCACCUCCCCGCAGAGUGCUGGAGGAGGCAGUGUGGUGGUGUUCACAGUUCCGUGCUGUGCCUCCUCCGCUGCAAACCAGCCUGCUGAGAGACUUCAUCAGGACAGGCGUUUACCAGCUGGUCUUCGAUACCAUCAACAGUGACCUGACCCAACAUCGGUUGCGUUGGCAGUUCCCCAACGACAUGAUCAAGCUGUACAACUGUGCACUGGACCACCUUGCAGCCGUGGUGGCCUCGGAGCGGCUCCUUGAACUGAGCGUGGUUGCACCAGAGAUCAAACAUCCAAGGUACAGCCAAGACUGGAAUGAACCUCACCGCCUCAAGGUACUGUGCAGGCACAUGAAGUCGUUGAAGCUAGCGGAGGUGUGUGGCGAAACUCACGAUGUGGCUACGUUGAGCAGCUACGUUGAGCAGCUGUGCAACCAGCAUGGAUGUCUUAUCCACCGGAAGGCAGCUGUGCUCAGAAGCAUUGCCAAUGUGCUCGAACAGCAUGGGGAGAGCAGUCCUUGGCUGUCGUCUGCAACACCCUGGGUUGACGUCCUGCAAGAGUGCUUUUGCCAUCUUCUCUUUGGGUCCAGCUUUAAGGAUGAGGGCACCGGGGACGAGAUGGUGGUGCACUACCUUCCUGCUGAGCUUGACCAGUUCAACGCCUGGGACACUUGGGUGGACAUCACGCUUCGGCCCACCAGGGGUGCUUCCAUGGUGAGUCCGCCCCUGAAGCCUGAGACCACCGGCCUGCAGCCAGUGACAGCCGCUUCGAGUCUCGUCUCCUCUGCUGGGCAGCAAAAAGUGCUGCAACCUGUUGGCGGAACAGAUCAAGUGCUUGGAACUUCAGACUCGCAGCGCCUGCAUCAGUUCGAGAUGAUGCUUUCACGCCAUAAGAGCUUGUCAGCCUCAUUUUCUUCUCAGCUGGAAACCAUGCUGACAACUCCCAGCAACGUCUCCACACUUGGCCAGGAGGACAACAAAGAAAAUGAUGUGCCAUGCUUUGGGUCUACUUGCGAACAGAAGGUUGAGGAUAUGCUUGCGGUGCUGGAGGCAAGAGUUCAGGAAAGCCGGAAGUCGUCAGUAAUGUUCCACACAUUUGCAACGACUGUACUGAAAUCAUGAAGACCAUCAAAGAAGCAAAACUGUAGUACUAAGUGCAAAAAAAAGUAUCUUGUCAUUGCUUUCAGUAGCUUUCUCUAUUUCA
This is a messenger RNA of Dermacentor albipictus, 5366 nucleotides long. RefSeq names its product RRM_XMAS2 and SAC3_GANP domain-containing protein xmas (gene xmas). Lineage: Eukaryota; Metazoa; Arthropoda; Arachnida; Ixodida; Ixodidae. Gene Ontology annotation, molecular function: nucleic acid binding. The record is from RefSeq and is a predicted model, not a curated record. Gene Ontology annotation, cellular component: transcription export complex 2; cytoplasm; nucleus. Gene Ontology annotation, biological process: mRNA export from nucleus.